GCCAUGAAGAGAAAAUUAUAAGAAUAUAGAACAAACAUAUAAGAUUUUUAUUUCUAAAAAAGGAAGGAAGAAUGAAGAAGUUUAUAACUGCAAUAGUGUUUGUAGUAGCAAUGGCGAUGGUUGUGGGGUGCUUUGGCCAAAGCCAAUGUACUCCGGAUGAUGAUGAUGAUGAUGAUGUUAGUAAUAUCAUUACUCCAUCACUUUUCGAGGAGAUUCUUCCCCGUCGAAACGAGUGCCAAACCGAUGGCUUCUACACGUACGAGGCCUUCAUAACUGCCGCUAGAUCUUUUCCAGGCUUUGGUACUACUGGCACUCUUGAAACUCGAAAAAGAGAGCUCGCAGCCUUCUUUGGCAUAACUUCUUCCCAAACCACUGGAGGAUCGCCAGGUGAUUAUUCCAAGGGAUAUUGCUAUAUCCAGACGACUGGAAACAAAAAUGAUCCCCAUUGCGUGCAAAGCGAAGAAUGGCCUUGUGUUCCAGGCCAACUGUACUAUGGCCGUGGACCUAUCCAGAUAACUUACAACACCAAUUACGGACCCGCUGGUCAGAGACUUGGAUUAAACCUGCUAAGCCUCCCAGAUCUAGCAGAGAAAAACGCAGUUGUUUCAUUCCAGACAGCUAUAUGGUUUUGGAUGACUCCACAGUCGGACAAAAUACCAUCGUCACAUGCCGUUUUUGUGGGCGAGUGGACACCAACACCGGCUGAUGUGGAAGCUAAUCGACUUCCGGGCUACGGUGUGAUCAUUAACUUACUCACCGGAGGGUCCCAGUGCAAUGGUAGUACUUACUCCAAUGAUAGGCCUGAGUUCUUUCGAAGGUGUUGCGAUAUACUAGAUGUAAGCACUGGGGACAACUUGGACUGUUACAAUCAGCGCCCUUUCGGUGAUGGUCUCAUGAAUCCAACAUCUUAUGGAGUGCUAAAAAUGUCUGUGGACGAAUAGACAAAAUAAUUAUUAAUUAUAUGUAAUGGGUUGUGGAUUCCUGCUAUUUAUAGUUAGGCUCCCUAGCGUAUCAUAGCACGUACCUUAAUAAGUUGAUAUAACUUAUAAUAAUAAGCAACUCAAAUUUGUGUGUUA
This is a messenger RNA of Humulus lupulus (European hop), 1076 nucleotides long. RefSeq names its product basic endochitinase-like. NCBI's taxonomy places the organism in Eukaryota, Viridiplantae, Streptophyta, Magnoliopsida, Rosales, Cannabaceae. The record is from RefSeq and is a predicted model, not a curated record. The coding region runs from base 72 to 941 and encodes 289 amino acids. The transcript has 3 exons. Gene Ontology annotation, biological process: carbohydrate metabolic process; defense response to fungus; cell wall macromolecule catabolic process. Gene Ontology annotation, molecular function: chitinase activity.